UUAAUUCAAGUCCAAACCCGCUCGUUUCUCUUCAAAACCCAGUCUCAAAAUCUCUCGCCUUUCCUCCUCGAGUUAUUUACUUGUUUUAAACGAACAGAGAAAAAACAAGUAUGCACAAACCUCCCCCACCCACACACACACAACAACCACCACUUCUCUCAUUUUGCUGGCUCUCUGCUUCCAUGUCUCUCUGGAAGUGAAAUUGUAAACCACCACCACCAUCAACACACACACUCUAAUAAACAUAAACAUAAAAAUCCUAAAAAAAACUGCCAUGGAUACUCAUGAGAUAACUAACAUACUGUUAACGAAACUCAAGAGUUUAGAUCCAGAAAACGCCUCUAGAAUUAUGGGGUUUAUUCUCAUACAAGACCCUACUGAAAAAGAUUUGUUACGGUUAGCGUUUGGCCCUGAAACCCUCUUGCAAAAUGUAGUCUUCAAGGCAAAAAUCCACUUAGGACUCUCUACUAACACGUUAUCUACACCCUCUUCUCCGUCGCCACUCAAUCCCAUAGCAAGGCCUUGUAAUAACACCAACCCCUUUCCACAAUCUUCUCCUAGAAUCACAAAUAAUGGUUCUUUUCUUGACUUUUCAAAAAACCCGUCUCCAAAUCCUUGGUCCGUUCACGGGCUGCCAAAUAAUAGUGACAGUAAGAGUUCAAUUAGCCCAAAGAGCAGUCCUUUUUUGUCCUAUGAUAAUAUACGUUCUGGGUCUGUUUUGGUGCCGCCAUUCUCGAGAAAUGGUGGUAAUGGCGGUGGUGUUUGCAGCAAUAAUAGUGCCGAUUUCCUUGGCGAGUAUCAGUCAGAUGAUCAUCUGUCGUUCUUCGAUGAUCCCUCUUCAAAAAACGAGGACUUUAUGGACCAAAGGGUUCAGUUGGGUGGUUAUUCAGUUGCUAAUGGAGAUGUCCAUUUGCAUAGAAGGAGGUUUUCAGAGAGUGAUGCGUGUUCUGGUGCUGAGGAUGGGGGUUUUGGUCUCCGGUAUAGGCAGUGUCUGUAUUUUGCUAGAGGGUUUUGCAAAAAUGGAGAAAGUUGCAAGUUUGGUCAUGGUGAUGAAAAUAUGGCUGAGGUUAAUGUUGGUGGUGCUCUUGUGAGUUCACCAAGGGAAAUGGAGGAACUUUAUUUGCAGCAGCAAGAGGAGAUGAUGAAAAGGAAGGCUGUACAGCAGCAGCAAGAGGAGAUGAUGAAAAUGAAGGCUGUACAGCAGCAGCAGCAGCAAAGGUUGGCUUAUAACAAGCACAUGAGUUUUCUGUUGCUGCAACAAAAUGAAGCCGAGAGAUUUGGCGCAGCAAUGAUGGGUGAUGAAUUUUACAAGUUUGGCCGGACCCGUGGUGGAAGGAAUGACUUUUUGGCAAUGGGAAUGGCUGAAAAGGCAAAUUCAGCAUCUAGACAGAUAUACUUGACAUUCCCAGCUGACAGCUCUUUCAAAGAUGAAGAUGUUUCAAAUUAUUUCAGUUCUUUUGGACCAGUUCAAGAUGUCAGGAUUCCAUACCAGCAGAAGCGAAUGUUUGGAUUUGUUACAUUUGUCUACCCAGAGACUGUGAAGGAAAUAUUGGCAAAGGGAAACCCUCAUUAUAUUUGUGAGUCGCGUGUGCUUGUCAAGCCAUACAAGGAGAAAGGAAAAGUUGCAAACAGGACGCAACAGUUACUGGAGAGGGGAGGUUUUUCACCUGCUUCAAGCCCUUCAGGGUUUGAUCCUAGAGAGCUAUGUGAUCUUCACCUUGGAGCAAGAAUGCUUUAUAAUACUCCAGAAAUGAUGCUGAGAAGGAAAUUGGAGGAGCAGGCAGAGCUGCAGCAAGCUAUUGAACUCCAGGGGAGAAGGUUAAUUAAUCUGCAACUUCCAGACUUGAGGGGAGAUCAUGCACAUCAUCACCAGCAUAGUCUCUCUGUUGGUGCUCCCAUUUCUCUGCCCACUCAUCAUACUCCCAUCAAUCAAACUGAUAUUCUAACCUCUGAUGGCAAGAAUGAGAUAACAUUAGAAGACAAUGGGAAUUGCUCAGGUGCCUCUAAAUCCACCCUUGUUCCUGUUGCUGCAGAGAAUCUUCAGGAUGAAGUGAAUGCAGCUUGCAUUCAGAACAAUGACACUGUUAAUUGCAAGGUGGAGAGCUUCACUGAAAGCCAUGGAAGCAAUUUGGAACGUGAUAGCCUCACAAAAUCUUCUGAGAAUCAGCAUCCGGACAUGUUCCCAUCUCAGGCCGAAGUUGAAGAAAGCAACGAGUUAUCCGUCUCUUCUUGUUCUGAAAAUGAUGCAUUAGUACCCACCACAUCUACCAGCAACGAGGCUUCUAAUUGAGUUCUAAAUGCCAAGCUAAUGUUUUGUAGGUAAUAAAGUUAAGUGUGGCCAAAGAGAUUAACUUAACUAGAAAAAUAGAGAAGCACAUAGAAGGAAGAAAGAUCCUGUUGAUGUAUAGCCUAUAUGAUACCUGCACUUGAUGGUAGAUGCGCAGGGAUUACCUCAGCUAGAUUACCAUCCUUGUCAUCAAUACGAUACUACUAACAGCAACUGCAUUUUACAUACGUGGUGGACGGACGAACUAGUUUGAGUAGGAUCUUCUCUUAGCUACUUCUUGCCCUGUUGGAGGUUGUGUGCUGGACCACAGACUGUAGCCGGACUUCAAAUAUCAUGGCUCUUGUUAUUAUGACAAUUACACUUUUACAAUCUCUUACCAUCGUUGUCUUAUAAUUGUUGAACACUAAGCAGCCUUUUAAACGGUGUUAAGAGAAUCAGAAUUCAAUGCGUAGUUGUCACGCUGAGGAGGAUAUGCAAGAAAAAAAUGGUCCUUUCCUUUA
Messenger RNA from Populus nigra (black poplar), 2787 nucleotides. Its product is annotated as zinc finger CCCH domain-containing protein 55-like. The record is from RefSeq and is a predicted model, not a curated record. The transcript is spliced from 9 exons. The coding region runs from base 275 to 2290 and encodes 671 amino acids. NCBI's taxonomy places the organism in Eukaryota, Viridiplantae, Streptophyta, Magnoliopsida, Malpighiales, Salicaceae. Gene Ontology annotation, molecular function: metal ion binding; RNA binding.